This is a messenger RNA of Pichia kudriavzevii, 894 nucleotides long. RefSeq lists its product as uncharacterized. Gene Ontology annotation, cellular component: endoplasmic reticulum; membrane. Gene Ontology annotation, biological process: lipid homeostasis. NCBI's taxonomy places the organism in Eukaryota, Fungi, Ascomycota, Pichiomycetes, Pichiales, Pichiaceae. The record is from RefSeq and is a predicted model, not a curated record. The transcript has a single exon. The coding region runs from base 1 to 894 and encodes 297 amino acids.
AUGCAAGCCCUUUACCAGUUUAGGGAAAAGUACUCGUACGAUGAUCCUUUGGCUUGGAUGAAGCCUUUUGUUGACGAACAUAUCGUUCCACAUGUUCCGCAGAAGUUCCAAAAUACCGAAAUUGUUAAGGAAAACUUGCACACUCUAAUAUUUGGAAUCACUCUCUAUACUACUAUAUUUCAGUUCUCGAAACUCAUCUUUAUGUUCCCGACUAUUUCAAAUGCGUUGAAAUCGAAAAAGAACAGGCUGGACGGGUCUGUUAGAGUUGUUUCCUUUAUCCAAGCAAUUAUAAUUUGUGUUUUGGGUAUACCAGUAUUCAAGAAUGAACACUUAUCCAAGGAUCAUGUAUUUGCAUCAACACCAUACGCCAGAUUUUAUGCAAGUAUGGCAUUGAGCUACUUUAUCUGGGAUACUGUCAUCUCUACUAUCUACGUUAACUUGUUUGGAGUCGGAUUUUUGGUACACGGUAUCGUCUCCACUAUUGUGUUUGGCAUUGCUGUUGAAAAAAACUUCAUUCUGUAUUACUCAGCAGCAUUUCUAUUAUUUGAAAUUUCAACUCCCUUCUUGGAUAUAAGAUGGGUUGGUUUGAAAUUUAAAGUGUUGCCUGAUUUUGUCAAACUGCUAAACAAUAUAAUUCUAAUUCUGAUUUUCUUUUUUGUUAGAAUCUGCUGGGGAUGGUAUCAAGUUAUAAAACUAGCUAAGGAUCGAUAUGUGGCCAGUGAUGAGCCAGGCUUUACCACAUUCGGUGCGUGUGUUAUUUUGGGUUGCAACUUUGUCUUGGAUGUUUUAAAUGUCUUUUGGUUCAGUAAAAUGAUGACUGUUGCUGUUGUCACAAUUAAGCAAAUGGUAGGCUUCUCAAAAAAGGCAGACGAUGAAAAACUGAAAUUAAUGUAA